AUGAUAAGGGAGCAUAUGGUACAAUACAGUGCCAUGGUGGGGAAGAGAAAACUCUUCGCAGAAUACAAUUUCAUAUGGGUUCACAUUUAUCACAAGAGAAAAAUAUGUUGCCACUUGGUCUUCCAUAGAAAAAUGAGAGUAGGAAAACUCAUGAAGGCCUCUUCGAUGGAAAAAACAAAAACGAGAAAACAGUUGAAGAACAUAAUAUCCCGCAUGAUGUACACGGCAGACGUACGAGGAAAUUCUCUAUUCCAACAACAUUAUCUCUUUUUGAAGGUGGUGCGCCGACGACCUUUAAAGCUCAAUACAUGA
Molecule: messenger RNA, 312 nt
Organism: Trypanosoma brucei brucei TREU927
Lineage: Eukaryota; Euglenozoa; Kinetoplastea; Trypanosomatida; Trypanosomatidae
Gene: Tb927.6.240
Exons: 1
Coding region: 1-312 (103 amino acids)
Source: RefSeq, a predicted model, not a curated record